This is a messenger RNA of Salvelinus fontinalis (brook trout), 3927 nucleotides long. RefSeq names its product tumor necrosis factor receptor superfamily member 19-like. Gene Ontology annotation, biological process: positive regulation of canonical NF-kappaB signal transduction; positive regulation of JNK cascade. The transcript has 9 exons. The record is from RefSeq and is a predicted model, not a curated record. Gene Ontology annotation, cellular component: plasma membrane. Gene Ontology annotation, molecular function: protein binding; signaling receptor activity. The coding region runs from base 76 to 1821 and encodes 581 amino acids. Lineage: Eukaryota; Metazoa; Chordata; Actinopteri; Salmoniformes; Salmonidae.
AAAAUACGGCUGCAUAUUCCCUAUAGAUAAUUUUACGCAGAACUUCAGAAGUUUCCCAAUUAGUGCGCAUUGAGGAUGGUUUUGGCCGCCCGACGUGCAGUCUGUAAGGCAUGUCAGGGCAUGUCCAGAUUGGAUGAAGUGGCACUGUCUAUCGAUAGCGUGCUAAAGUAUAGGCUCGUGAAAACGAUUUUAAAAAGUGUGCUGAAUUAUCUUCGUAAAACGUAUGGAUCAAGGAGUUACAUCGCUGUCAUGGAUUGUUCUGAAACCCAGUACUACUUGAAUGGGAACUGCCACCCUUGUCUGCAAUGUGGACCAGGACAAGAGCUGUCAGAGGACUGUGGUUAUGGAAGUGGACGGUCGGCUUAUUGCAUCCCCUGUAAUGUCAAGACUUAUAAAGAGGGUCGGGGUUACCACUUCUGCAGAUUCUGCCAGUCAUGUAAACGCAUAAACAGGCAACAGAAGUCAUUGUGCACCUCUAAAAGCAAUGCUGUCUGUGGGGAGUGUUUACCAGGCUUUUACAGUAAGACACGGAUAGAUGGCUUGCAGGACUUGGAGUGCAUGCCAUGUGGUCCCUCCUCCACCACUGAGCAGCAGUGCAGCCGAAGCAGAGAAGUUGAUGUGGAAAAAGUCUGGAGCCCAGAAGGCCCAGCCCAUAAUGCUGCUGUUACCGCCACAAUUUCUGUAGCCCUGGUUACCAUGGCAAUCCUAGCUGCUGCCUUGUUUAUAUACUUCAGACAUACCUUACUAAAGAAAAUAUUUAAAGGAUGCCUGGCUCCUCAAAGCACAAGUCAGAAUGACAUGGAGUGUGCAGCAUACCCAGUUAACAGGGUCACACUGAACCUGGAGCAGGAAGGCCAAGACUCAGGUGCAUGUGAUAACUCUACCACUACUGCAGAAACAUUGGCCAGACUGCAGUCCAAAGUGGACAUGAUUGUCCCUCUGGGGUCCAUUGUACUAAGCCCUGACCUUAAAACUCAGGGCCACAGAUACCUCCUGGAGACCCAGCCGCUGGUGCAGAACUCCACCUGCAGUAACUGCUCAUCUGGGUUUGUCUCUCAGAUAUCCUCUGAGCCGCCCUCAGUCAGUGGGGACGUCCCACUCACAAUGGAGAUCCCUGUGGGUCCAAUAGACAGUGGGGAGUAUGUGGCAGGGUCCUUGUUCCUGCAGAGCAGUGAGGGAUACUGUGCCUCUGAGCUGCAGGAGAGCCCUCUCCAUCAGCAUGUCCCAGUGGAGUGCACUGAGCUAGACUUCCACAGCACUGCAGCCCCAACACUGGACCUCGACAGUACUACAGACCCAGACUGUAGCUCUGUGAGCCUGGGGAUUACUGAGAUAUCUGAGAUUAGGGACGGCUCCUCCGGAGACAGGUUAGGAGGAAGACAACUGAGGAGGAGUCCAUCUGACUGCCCAGAGGAGCAAACUGACAGCUGUUGGAGCAGCCAUCAACAACCCUGCAACAGCAGUCUGGGAGGCAGUAAUGCGAUGGAAACAGUGAGCCUGCUGAAGAAGUGUAUCCGAAUCAUGCAAGGGGUUCGUCUAGGCAGGCUGCCGCAGGCCUUGGUGGAUUCUCUGGCUCUGAAGCUGGACCCAACGUUCCCAGGAGUACAGAACUACCAGCAGGUGGCGCUGAAGAUGGGCAUAUCUCACGAGUUGCUGAAAGAACUGCGCGGGUUUGAUCAGGUCUUUCGGUACCUUUCCUCCUGCACUCUGCUGACAGUACCUGAACUGCUCCACACCUUCUAUCUCCUGCAAAGGCUUGACACCCUGCUCCUGCUGUGUGAAUAUGCCCUGCAGUGCUAUGUCACAGGAUGCACAUGCUAACUGUUGAUGCUAACAACACUUCUGCCAACACAACCUAGAAGGCUGACAUCAACAGGUUAUAAUAUGAUCAGAAUGCGUACUACUAAACUAGAACCUACCUGGACCUGGAACAACAUAACUGCUCAAACUCAGAUGUGGAUGUGUAAACAUUUAGGGGUUCACAGGAAAGCUGUAAAACCUAUUGUUGUUAUUAGAUUAUUUGUUUUCCUUGACAUGGUCAAAUAACGCAAGCAUAGAUUGGUAACUUUUUUUCUAAUUUUACACACAGAAACUAGAGACCUGAAUAACUUGGUCAAAAAUAAUGGCACUGAUUGACCUAUAUGUGGUGGCACUGUUAUAAGCAGUCUCACUUAAACCCUCAUAUCUGCCGCCUCGUUUGACCUAGAGACUUGAAACGUAUCUAGGUGUUGUUCUUCAUACUGAACAAAUUUGUCUCAAGGAACCAUGAGGUCUGUCGGGACAGAUUUUCCUCCAUUUUGGAAAUCCUUUGAAAAAUUUCUCAUGAACCAUAGGUAACUUCUUCUCAUGAAAUUCGGUAUGUAGGCGCAUGGUACAUUUCAUAACUUAGUUUGAGAAAAGCUAAGCGAUUGAUUAAGAGAUGGCAGAGUUAUUGAUAAAUCAGGAAAUCCAAUUUUACGUGUCCAUUUAAAUCCUUUGUAAAUCCACCCCACAAUGGCCUAUCAACUUGAAACUUUCUAGAAUAAUCAAAUACAUUACCACAAUGAGCCAUGCUACACUUGGAAUUGAUAUCUUAACAAUAUGGACACUAUUAACGAUGACCUUUUUUGACUAUGUAACGCUAAACUUAAAAUAAUUGUUAAAAAAAUCUUCUCAUCGACUAAAUGUCAGAUUCACUCCAAAUUAUGUCUUUGGACAGUAGUCCAUAAAGCAGUUGAGAAAAUAAUGUUGGUGCAUUCAAAGAUGGUUGAACUAUACCAGUAGAUUCAUAUUUGAAAUCUAAAUCUCAUGAACCAUAUGACCAAAUGACACCAACUGUCACGCCCUGGCCUUAGUAUUCUUUGUUUUCUUUAUUAUUUUAGUUAGGUCAGGGUGUGACAUGGGGAAUGUUUGUGUUUUGUCGGUUUUGGGUGGUUAUAUGGUAAAGGGGGUGUUGGGUGUAGUGUAUGGGUUUGUGUUGAGUGAAUGUGUCUAGCUGUGUCUAUGGUUGAGUGUAGGUAUCUAGGAAAGUCUAUGGUUGCCUGAAUUGGGUCUCAAUUAGAGACAGCUGGUUAUUGUUGUCUCUGAUUGGGAGCCAUAUUUAAGGCAACCAUAGGCUUUAGCUGUUUGUGGGGAAUUGUCUAUGUAUGUGUCUAUGUUGCAUGGUUUUUGCACUUAGUCAUUUAUAGCUUCACGUUCGUCUGUUUGUUGUUUUUGUUUCGUUUUGUCAUUCUUCUAAUAAAGAGAAGAUGUACUUUCCACGCGCUGCGCCUUGGUCCUCUCUCAGUCCCUUUGACGAUCGUGACACCAACUUUGGAAUGUAGACCCAUGGUGCAUGUCUUAACUUAGUUUCAGCUAACGGAUUGGUCGAAAGAUGGCUGAGUUAUUGACAAAUCAAAAAUCUGAUUUUACGUGUCCAUUUAAACCACUGUAAAUACACUACAUAGUGGCCAAUCAACUUGAAACGUGUCAUCGCUAUCAUAGAUGUCCUUGUGGUAUUGAGAGAUUAACAUGGUAAUGCUUUCACUGAUUCCACAUAAAGGAAGAUAGUUCCUACAUGAUAGGGUGCUUGAUUUUUUUAUCCUAUUAAUCUUGAGUCCUUUCUAUCAUCAAGCCUGGUCAGCUAUAUUUGUAUUUUUUAUUCGGAAUAGAUCAAAUGUUAUUUUUUACCUGGUUUCACAUCUAAUGUAUGUGAAUGUUAAUGUGACAUAAUUUACUCUAUUUUUCAGAUAUUUUGUCAUGCAUCAAAUGCUAUCCAUGAAAAUGAUGCAUUCAUAUUUAAAAUGUUUGUCAGAAGAUACAUUCUUUUAAAUGCAUACUGUACAAACUAUGUUAAUGGCUGUACUGAAUGAAUGAAGAAAAAGUAUUUCAUUUUGUAUUAGUAUUACUUUUUAUACAUGUUUUGGACUUUUGUAAACAAAACUAAAAUUACAUUCCUAUUCAUGGUAA